This is a messenger RNA of Nerophis ophidion (straightnose pipefish), 3595 nucleotides long. RefSeq names its product DENN domain containing 10 (gene dennd10). Gene Ontology annotation, cellular component: late endosome. The transcript has 10 exons. Gene Ontology annotation, molecular function: small GTPase binding; guanyl-nucleotide exchange factor activity. The record is from RefSeq and is a predicted model, not a curated record. NCBI's taxonomy places the organism in Eukaryota, Metazoa, Chordata, Actinopteri, Syngnathiformes, Syngnathidae. Gene Ontology annotation, biological process: regulation of early endosome to late endosome transport; protein transport. Bases 169 to 1224 code for a protein of 351 amino acids.
CCCGCCUCCUGCCCCGGAAGAAGGAAAAGAGUCGUCCCGAGAAAAAAAAGUCUAUUGAGAGCAACAUUAACAGUAAUACGCACAUUUCAUUUCGUUUAUGGUCUUAUUACAUCUGUGCAACAUCAAUUUUGAGGGUUUUACAUCGAAAGAGCUUUCAGGGUAUGGAACAUGGCAGCAACCAAAACCCAGUCCAUGUUAAGCGUCGGAUUGAUUGAAAAAGAUGUGAAUGGAGACACUCUGUGGGUGUGGUGCUAUCCCUCUGUGGGCGCACAACUGAAAGAAGUCCUGCUCAGCAAGUGCUGUCUGACUCAAGACAAGGAAGAUUUUCACACAUUUGUGUUUGGCCAGUUCACUCGUACGUGGUAUUACAUCAGCACGCUGGAGGUGCAGGAACCUACAGCUCUAAAAAAGAUCACUCAUUUUUCAGUGGUAGUUACAGCCAAAGACUUCAACCCUGAGAAAUAUGCUGCUCUCAAUCGAAUACUGUGCAGGAUGUACGUUAAAUACGGCAGUCCAGUGAAAAUGAUGGAGGCAUACAUCACUGUCCUCACCAAAGGUGUUUGUCAAAGUGAAGAGAACGGCUCAUUUCUAAUCAAGGACCACGAUGUUCAGAAGGCGUUCCUGGCAGGUUCAAUCAAAGAUGUGGUGUCUCAGUUUGGCAUGGAAACCAUUAUUCUGUACACUGCUCUCAUGCUGAAAAAGAGGAUUGUUGUCUACCAUCCUCGAAUUGAAGCCUUGUUGGAGUUCACAAGAGUUCUUCCGGCGCUGACGUGGCACAGGAAAGACUGGUCCAUUCUGCAUCCAUAUGUGCACCUGACUGACACUGAACUAGAGCAUCUUACAAAGUGUCCCGGAUAUAUAGCAGGAUUUGUCGAUCCCGAUGUCAGCAACAGAUCAGACCUGUUUGAUGUGUACGUGAACCUCCCAGAGAGCACCAUGACAGUGUCGCAGAGUGCCAAAGAGUCUAUGAUGAUGGGAAAGCUACACAAGGACAUCGGACAACUUAUCAUCCAUUCUGCAGAAGACACAGAGAAGUCAGACAGUCACGUCAUUAAGGACAUUUCCAUCAAGACCAAACAGAUUCUUGCUCAUUUGAAGGCCCUCGCUGACGAGUGUGAAAGCUCUAAACUCACAUUGGAACAUUUAAAGCAGCAUAAUUUCCCUCCUGCAACAGAAAACUUCCUGUUCCAUCUAGCAGCUGCUGAGCAGAUUUUAUGCAUAUGAGCCCGCUUUCAGAUGCUGCGUAGUGACAGGUACUGUUGCCCCCCCACCAAUGACUUCUAUUAUUAUUAUUAUUAAUAUUAUUAUUAACAGUGUGCUGUGUGUCACACAUGAAACACAGAUAUCUUUCUUAUUGACCUCAAAUUCCUAGACAGAAAACAAACCAAGAAAUUAACAUUGUUCUCUUCUAAUAACUGUAAUUCUCUGUUUGACACUACUACCCUGUGCUCACUUGUCUUAAUACCAGAAACAAAAACAAAUACCGUAGUUUGAAGCAGUCUCCAGCAGAGUAGUGAUUUCUGAAAAACAAAUUUUUAUUAUCACAUCCAGAUAGUUUCAUUAUUGAAAAGCACAAGGAAUUGAUUAUCAGCUUUAUUCAAGUCUUAUCUUGUGUUUAAGGGCAACAAUCUAAUCAAUUGAUUCUUCCAUUCCUGCAGAUAUAUUGCAUUGUUCUGGAUAUAGUAUUUUUCAUUUUUAAUAUAUUAUUGCACUGUGGGAUAUGUUUCUGCCUCAGUGUUACAUUAGAAAUAAUACAGUGCAUAUAAUUAAUUAUGUACCAUUGGAGAUUUAAAUGUAUUUUUAUGAACAGCUCAGAAUAUUUUUAACAAAUACAUAUUUUCAAAACUGCCAUGCUUUGCAUUUAUUCUAGAUUACAGACAGAAAAUGAGUAGAGGUUUGUAUGUGUUAAAGCAGAGGUGUCCAAACUUCUGCCACAGAGGGCCGCACACUGAAAAAUCCUAUAAAGCGGGGGCUAUUUUGAUAUUUUUCAUUUUCAAAACCAAUACAAUAUCUGUUUUUUAAACCUUCAGGGCUCCCCUCAAGUUUGGUCCCAGGUACCCGAAAGGGCCAUAGCCAUAAGAAUGUUAAAUUAAAAAAAACAUAUACAUAUAUAAUUUUUUUCUACGAUUAAAUCUCUAGAUCAACUUCAGAUCUGUCAAUACUAAUAUAUAUAUAUAUAUAUAUAUAUAUAUAUAUAUAUUUAACAUUUUUAAAUGUGUUGCCUUAUUUGUGAAAGAAAACUGUUUUUUUAUGGCAAAAACAUUUGCAAUAUUUUCUCCAAAUACAUUUCAAAGUGGAAUAUUGUGAAGUAAUUGGAACCUUAAAUACAGUAGGUCAAUGAUUCUUAACAACAUUGAUUUUGAUUCAUUAUGUUUUAAGCAAUGGCAGUUCUUAAACAAAUGUCACUAAAAUUUGCACGGUUCCAAAAAGGCUUCUUCAGAUCUAUCCGUUGAUUAUACGUUUAUAGAAUUUUUCCUGGGUUUUUUGUUUGUUAGUUUUAUGCUCAUUUUGUCAUAGAAAAAAUAGUUUUUUGAUGGCUAACACACAACAUAUACAAUAUUUCCCCUGAAAAAUAUUUCAAAGUGGAAUAAUUGAUGUAGAGGAAUUGGAGCCUUCAAUGAGUCAAAAAUUCACCACAACAAUGAUUUUGAUCCAAUUUAAUUUUUUGAGCAAUGGCAGUUUUAAACAAAAAACAGCCUGCGUUGCAGCUUUGUGUUUUUAGUCAACAUUUCAACUUAUUCUCAUUACAUUUCACCUCGAUGCCCUUUUAUUCCACUUUUAUUCCAGGGCAGCUGUGGCUACUGAUGUAGCUUACCACCACCAGUUGUGAAUGAAUGUUGAGUCCCAUUUCUCUGUGAGCGCUUUGAGUGUUUAGAAAAGCGCGAUAUAAAUCCAAGUUUUUAUUACUGUUAUUAUUAUUAUUAUUAAUUGUUGUUUUUUGUCAUGGAAUUGUUUACACCACUGUGUUAAAGUGUUGCUCAGAGUCCUCGGUGGUAGAAUAAGCAUCCUUUAACAGCCUUAGCUUGCAGCUCCUUCUCAACAUUUUCUGUCUUUAUCUGGAAAACAAGGCCAGUGUAGGUGAGGUACGGUAAAUGAACAUGGGCAAACGGCUGAAACGUAAUCAUACCAUCCCCAACUGAGGGAAGAGACUGAAGGACAGUGGGAUCAUCAGGCCGAAGACUAAAGCUACACUAAUGUGACGGAGAGAAACCGCCAGCAUGGUGUUCUUCUUGAAAGGUCUUGUUCUAAAAGACAUAAAUUGCAUAAUUCAUCAACACUUUGAAUCAGGGGAUUCGAAUAAGAGUCUGCUGACCUCUCCAAGGCUGCAACCAGGAGAUUAGGAACAGCAGUAGUUGUGCCAAACAGCGCUGCUCUUGACCAUGCAGUUUCAAUCACAGCCUGAGAAAAACAACAACAAAAGUGUGCAAACAACCAUCGCACAAAUCGCAAACAUGUCGCUUUUGCUCCCUUUUUACCUUCUUUGCUGCUGCUUUAGAAAAGCCGAUGGGAUUCCCAUCUGAAUCAUACACUUGGAUUCCAGUUUCAAACUCCUCCCCUCUGAUGGUAUAUACGUUCAAGAAGGCAAGAGCAGCUG